UAGACUCGUUGGACAGGAAAGCAUUCUAAGGCGGCGAAGUGUACAAACAGUACACUUCACAUAAAAACCCUAAACCACACUGCGGUUUCAAUCCGUUAAAUCAAACUAUAAAAAUCGAAACCAAAUCAGUUAUCCAAGAUCCAUCCAAUUCCAAAACUGUUAAUGGCUGGUCAAAGAAAUUCUUACGGAAACAAACGUUCACACUCUCACAACGACGACGGCAACAAAAACAAACGUCGUAACCCCGGCGCUGACGAAACACGUGACACAUUCAUGAUAACUCAAGACGACACCGUUUACCGUUACCUCUGUCCAAUUCGUAAGAUCGGUAGCAUAAUCGGCCGCGGCGGGGAGAUCGUGAAACAGCUUCGCGCCGAUACUAAAGCUAAGAUCCGAAUCGGUGAGACUCUCCACGGAUGCGACGAACGUGUUGUUACGAUCUACAGUUCGGCUGAAGAGACUAAUGAUGUUGAGGGUUCCGGUGAAUUUGUUUCGCCGGCGCACGAUGCGCUUUUAAAGAUUCAUCAGAGAGUUAUUGCUGAUGAUUUGCGUGGUCGUGGUGAGGAUGGUGAUGAGGAUGAGGAUAUGGAGAAGGAGGAUGGGGGGAAUCAGGUUACGGCUAAGCUUCUUGUUCCGUCUGAUCAGAUUGGUUGUGUGAUUGGAAAAGGUGGACAGAUUGUUCAGAGUAUCAGAAGUGAAACUGGUGCGCAGAUUCGGAUUCUUAAGGAUGAGCGUUUGCCUCUUUGUGCUUUGAGCUCUGAUGAACUUGUUCAGAUUUCUGGUGAGAUUGUGGUUGUGAAGAACGCUCUGAAUCAGAUUGCGUCACGGCUUCAUGACAACCCUUCACGGACACAGCAUUUGCUUACUUCUGCAGUUCCCGGGGUGUAUGCAGCUGGUGGUUCGAUGGUGGGUCCUCCUGGUGGGGCUCCGAUUAUGGGCAUGGCUCCUCUUUCUGGUGGUUAUGGGGGGUAUAAAGGUGAUGUUGGAGACUGGCCACCACGGUCCAUGUAUUCGGGUUCAAGGGAUGAAACUUCUGUGAGGGAGUUUUCAGUUCGAUUUGUUUGUCCAACUGCUAACAUUGGAGGUGUGAUAGGUAAGGGUGGUGGUAUAAUAAAUCAAAUUAGGCAGGAUUCUGGGGCGAAUAUCAAGGUUGAUAGUUCAGCAACUGAAGGAGAUGACUGUUUAAUAGCCAUUUCAACAAGAGAGUUCUUUGAGGAUUCUUUCUCUCCAACAAUAGAAGCAGCUGUGCGCUUGCAACCCCGGUGCAGUGAGAAAAUUGAAAGAGAUUCUGGUAUUCUCUCUUUCACUAGCCGGUUACUAGUGCCAAGCAAUCGAAUUGGUUGCCUUAUUGGUAAAGGAGGAACAAUCAUAACCGAAAUGAGAAGGCUUACAAAAGCUAACAUCCGCAUCCUAUCGAAGGAAAAUCUUCCUAAAAUUGCAUCUGAAGAGGAUGAAAUGGUGCAGAUUUCGGGUGACCUAGAUAUUGCUAAGGAUGCUCUCGUGCAAGUACUUACCCGACUAAGAGCAAAUCUUUUUGAUAAGGAGCGUUCUGUUUCAUCAUUCCUUCCACCAGUACUUCCAUAUCUUCCUCCGUCGGCAGAUGGACCAGAUGGUUUGAAUUAUGAUGGUAGAGAUGGAAAGCGACAUGGACGUGGACAUUCUUAUUCAGGUGGCUAUGGAGGUUCAAGUGAUUUGGCAUCCAGUGACAGUUAUGGAAACUAUGGAAGUUCACAGCUUGGCGGAGGAGGUGGUCCUUAUGGAGCUUAUGGAAGUUAUGCUAUGGGACGGUCUAGUACUUCUGGAUUGUCUAGUCAGAAUGGUGUUUCUCGGAGGAGAAACCACGGUUACUAAAACUUGAUGGGUCCAUGCAGGUUGAAUGGGUUACUCUGGGUUUUCAAAUCUGUGGUUAAAAUGUCAUUUAAUUGUAAGUUGUUCACUUUUCACAUUUCAUAAAUCCACACAGUUCUCUUUCCACAAAUCCACCCAAUUUUGAAAGCAAUUCGAUAGCUCAAAUACUACUGCUGUCAAAUAACUGCUAUCACGGUGUUGUAGCGCUAUAGCAUAGCAGAAUUUGAACAAAAUGCUAUUGCUCUGCAACACGCCAUUUAGUACAAAAUGUUGUCAAAUAGCCUCCGCUAUUGCGGCGCUAUAACACUUCAGCAUAGCUGAUUUUGAACAAACCACUAUUUUCCAUGAUCUACAAUUGACAACAUUGUGAAAUAUGCAUCCAGUCAACAAUUCAAACAAGUUCUAUUAGAUUUCCAUGGAUAAUGGGUUAGCGCUUGAUAUAUCAAUUAAAAAAGGAGUUUGAGUUCAAAUCUCAUUCUUCCGAAGGAGCCAAAUCCAGGGCACUAGUCUGGUGUAUAGUUUAGUUAGGAAUGGGCUAUUUAUCUUUCGAUUGAUGCUUGUUUGUUUUAUAGGUCUACCUUUUAGGCUGGGCAUGACUUAGAAAGGGCAACCAGCAUCUAUAGACCUUUCACAUAGUGUUGGGUCUAGAGAAGGGUUGGAUCCAUUGUGAUAUAUUGUAGGCAGUCUUACCUUGCAUGGGCAACUUUUGAUAUAUUAUAUCUUGAUAUUUUGUCAUAGAUCAAUGGGAAUUGCUAGGUUAUGGUUAAUCAUAUUUCUAUUUUAGUAAUUUUGUAUUUGUAGGCACUUGUGUUAGUCCACAUAAAUGCCAUGUUGACUAGCUCCAAUGCUAACAUUGGAGUAAACCACACUUUUUGUCAUUAAUUUUUUUAUUUUAUUUUUAUUAUUAUUUCCUUACUGUAUGAAUGUGUUACUGGUAUAACAUUACUCCAAGUACAUGUCUGGAAAUUUUGGACUUAAAUGAACUAAGCACAGGAGGCUCGGAGGAUCCAACUGUUGGUUGUUAGUUUUGUAUUCUGUUUAGGCUGUUGGAUAAACUUGAAUCAAAUGUUAACAUGCCAUUUGAGAUUCUUGGGAUUCUGGAAAUCAUUGAAGAAAUAUUUGAAGAUAUGGUGGAUAGUUUCAAUGACUUACAUGGUAUGGUGUUUUUUUUUGCCACCACCCCUAAUAUGUAAUGUUAAUUGAAUGCAGUUGAAUUUCUUAUUUACUCACUUGAGUUCUUGCUUAGGCCAUUUAAGAUUACAAAGGUCGUUUUAUGUUUCAACUGCAACAGAACAUAUAUGCAACUUUCUGUUUGACUUGUGACUUUUUC
Messenger RNA from Cicer arietinum (chickpea), 3178 nucleotides. The record is from RefSeq and is a predicted model, not a curated record. NCBI's taxonomy places the organism in Eukaryota, Viridiplantae, Streptophyta, Magnoliopsida, Fabales, Fabaceae.